AGAGCUUGUGGAGAUUGCCAUGCGCGAAAAGUUAAGUGUGACGGUGCUAUUAAUGGCUUCCCCUGUCGCAACUGUAGGCUAGCAAAGGUUCAUUGUGUUGUUCCUGAGAGGCGAAAGCGCCGAGCCCAAGCGUCUGGCCGGUCUUCCGCACAAGGAGGGAAGAGAUUGACUGUUGUAGCUUCGAACCGACAGCGAGCAGCAGCGGAAUCGGAGCCUAUCUCUGGGGACUCUAGUGCCCAGGAACAUGGGGAGGAGUCUUCUCGACCCGGAAUCUCUCAUAGAACGGCGGAUGCAGAAUAUGCAAAGCAGAACCUAGUGGAAUUCUUCAGCCAGAACCUCCGAGAGAAACCCAUACAAACACGCCUUACCUAUAUUGGGAGUGAUCUAUCUACCCUUGGCUAUCUUGUUCGCCAGCAGUCGACAAAUCAGCAUGUUCACCACUACCCUUCCUCCAAUAGUUACGCACCACGCAUACCUGGACGACUACAAGGUGUUCCAGCGCCCAACCUGAUUCCCAAAGAUGCCUUUGUUCUUCCACCUAAAAAUGUCUCUGAUGUUCUGAUUGGGGCAUAUUUUGAACAUGUUCACGGCAUUUUUCCCAUCAUCGACCGAGAAGACUUCCUCGCUCAGUAUGAAGCUCCGACUUCAGCACCACCGCUACUCCUGUUUCAUGCCAUAUGUCUAGCAGGAAGUCAUGUCGUUUCCACGCUUGAAAACACUCAAGAGCUAAAAAGUGCUCUUUUUCGCCGUGCAAAAGCGUUGUUCGAUGGGCGAUACGAGGAAGACCGUAUGCAUAUGGUACAAGCGGCCCUGCUCUUGACCUGGUUUUCUGAUGGUGGAGAUGAUGUGUGCGCCAAUGCUUGGUGGUGGAUUGGUGUGGCAUCCCGUAUUGCUCUUGGAUUGGGCAUGCAUCGAGAUGUUGGCCCAAGCAAUAUGCUGGAACGCGACAAAACAACCUGGAGGAAGAUCUGGUGGUGCUUGGUCCAAUUCGACGUGCUCGUGUCUCUAUGUUAUGGUCGACCGCAGAAUAUAAACUUGGAUGACUGUGACACGCCGCCCCUUGGCGUAGAAGAUUUCGAUGCCUCUGCCAGUGGGGAUGAGGCAAACUUUUGCAUUUACCACGCGAAGCUCUGCGCGGAUAUAUCCCUUUUACUUAGGACUCAUUUUUCCAUUAAAACCCAGAAAUCCCUAAGCAACUGGAGAAACUCUCUUCAAUCUCUGGAUCUCAAACUUGCUGAGUGGCUCAUUAAUUUGCCCACUGGAUUUCGGGACCGUGGCCAACCAACAAAUUUACACAAGUCCAUGCUAUUCCUCACAUACGAAGCUGCUUUGGUCCAAGUCCACCGCCUACGGUUAUCUUUAUCGGACGAUGUGCCUACGGUGGAUCUGCUAGAUAACGACCGGAUAUGCACAGAAGCAGCCUCAAACAUUAUUCGUAUUUUCCAAGAGAUCGAUAAGCUCUCCGCUCUACAAAACUGCUGGUUCUUUGCUCCCAGUGCGCUAUUCACAGCCCUUGUCCAAGUUCAAGCUCAAUUGCGAAGUGAAAACCCUAUUAUUUCGCUCAAUGCCCAAGAAACCUAUACUUCAGGCUUGCGAAUAUUACGGCACCUCUCCCAGCACUGGCUCAUGGCAGCAUCAGUAUGGCACCUG
Messenger RNA from Trichoderma virens Gv29-8, 1650 nucleotides. RefSeq lists its product as uncharacterized. Gene Ontology annotation, molecular function: zinc ion binding; DNA binding; DNA-binding transcription factor activity, RNA polymerase II-specific. The transcript has 2 exons. The annotation marks the transcript as partial. The record is from RefSeq and is a predicted model, not a curated record. NCBI's taxonomy places the organism in Eukaryota, Fungi, Ascomycota, Sordariomycetes, Hypocreales, Hypocreaceae. Gene Ontology annotation, biological process: regulation of DNA-templated transcription; DNA-templated transcription.